Molecule: messenger RNA, 969 nt
Organism: Balearica regulorum gibbericeps (East African grey crowned-crane)
Lineage: Eukaryota; Metazoa; Chordata; Aves; Gruiformes; Gruidae
Source: RefSeq, a predicted model, not a curated record
AUGUGCUACUCUUCAGAUAAUGGACACUGUUUUAAUCCAAUUUUCUCUGUUCUUCAGGUGCGGUUUGUAAGCAGUACCUGGGUUUUUGGAAAGCUGAUGUGUCACAUCAGCCGGUUUGUUCAGUACUGCUCCGUGCACGUGUCUGUGCUGACCCUUGCUGCCAUCGCUCUGGAUCGGCAUCAGGUUAUCAUGCACCCCCUCAAGCCGCGCAUGUCCAUGGUGAAAGGAGGGAUUUGCAUCGUUAUCAUCUGGGUUAUGGCCAGCUGCUUCUCACUGCCGCAUGCCAUUUAUCAGACUUUGACAAGAUUUUAUAUUGGAAACAGAACGAUACGAACGGUUUGUCUCCCCAGCUUCCCUCCUCCUGCUGAUCUUUUCUGGAAGUAUUUGGACUUGACUACUUUUGUUCUCUUGUAUGUCCUGCCCUUGCUUGUGAUCUCCAUCACGUAUACCAUGGUGGCCAAGAAGCUCUGGCUGAGAAAUGCCAUCGGGGACCUCACCAUGGAGCAAUACUAUGCCCAUCAACGGAAAAAGAAGAUGACGUUGAAGAUGCUGAUGGUGGUGGUGAUUGUGUUUGCAGUAUGCUGGUUCCCCCUGAACUGCUACGUGGUAUUGAUCUCCUGUAGGGCCAUCCACAGUAGCAACGCUCUGUACUUUGCUUUUCACUGGUUUGCCAUGAGCAGCACUUGCUACAACCCCUUCAUUUACUGUUGGCUGAACGAGAGCUUCAGAUCUGAGUUGAAGUCCUUGCUGUGCGUGUGCCGGCGAAGGAGUGCAGCCCAGGGUCACGCUCUGCAGGACAUCUCCCCCACUUUCAGGCACGCCUGGGUUGAGAACUGCCAUUAUAAAAGAGGCAAUGCCUGCCAGAAGGCCAGGGCAUCCUCCCAGAGGAACUCUGCAAAGACAGACAUAUCCAGUGUUCAGCCCAUUGUGGCAGAAAGCUAAACCCUUCACCUGAUGGCCAGGCAGCAU